Molecule: messenger RNA, 5521 nt
Organism: Cryptomeria japonica (Japanese cedar)
Lineage: Eukaryota; Viridiplantae; Streptophyta; Pinopsida; Cupressales; Cupressaceae
Product: receptor-like protein kinase 7
Exons: 2
Coding region: 817-3804 (995 amino acids)
Biological process (GO): protein phosphorylation
Molecular function (GO): receptor serine/threonine kinase binding; ATP binding; protein kinase activity
Source: RefSeq, a predicted model, not a curated record
ACGGCGCCGGGAAAUGAACUGUUAAUUCCGUACCUUCCCCUGCAAUCAUGCCAUAUUUCUUUCCUCUCUCGUGCUUCGCACCCAGGUAACAGUAACAGUUCAUUUCUCUACAAUAAGGGACAAAAAGGAAAACUUAAAAGAAAAUGCCCAAAAGCAAACCAGGUUGCCAAUCAGGACAAAAAGGAAUUAAUAUAAUCUGUCGAGGCCAAGCGCUAGGUUUUUGAAAGUUUCUCAGGUCACAGCAAUAAUUUGUGCAAGAUCCCCUUCAGCAAUUCCGCAGUGAUGAAUAAUCUCAGUCUACAAAUCACUAUUGCGGGUCAAGAGAUGGUCCACCGUCCUUCAACGGAUAUGAUUACAAUAUUUCAUGGUGAGCUAAUGAUAAGGCUGAUUUGAGGCCAAGUUGAAACUUCGCACUAGUGGAGCUAAUGGAUUUGGGUUCUGUAUAGAAUUCUUCGAGUUCAUGAGUCCAUCAAAAGUGCAAACAGGGGGCAUGAUUGUAUUGAGUGUUUGUGGGUAAUUGGGAUGCAUAUGUUUCACCAGAAUUGACCGCAAAAGCGGAAAAUGUUGAAAAAUUCAUUGCCUUGGUGAAUGAAGAACGAACAAAAUUUGAAACAAAACUGGUGACCAGGUACUAAUUUUGAAGAUAAUUGGCUCUCUUUGAAGUGGGUUAAUGGUAUCUGUAAUACCCACAUGAAACUUUUGAAGAUUGUUGAGUAUUGAGGCCACGGAGGUUGUACCAUAGCCAGUCACAAAACAAUUGUAGUGAAAAACCCCGGGUGAGAAAUUCAUAGGCAGGUCAGCACUGUAGUUUAGGCUAUGGAGUGCAGAGCUCUCUUUUGGUUUGCAUGCCUGUUUGCCUAUUCAUUGCCCUGGAUAACGGGUAUUCAAGCUCUUACUCAGGAGGCUCAAAUUUUAUUGGAAAUGAAGAAAAGUCUGAAGGAUCCUCACAAUGCACUGAACGACUGGAAAGACUCCAUUCAUGCACCUUGCAACUGGAAUGGAAUUAGCUGCGACAAUACUACAGGUAUGGUCACUGAGAUCACAAUUGAGAACAAAUUUAUAAAUGGUCCUCUGUAUUCCAAUAUUUGCAAAUUGCACAAUUUGAUGAAGCUUCAAUUGGGAAACAAUACACUAUAUGGGACUUUACCCUCAGAUAUCAUGAACUGCACCAAGCUUCAGUCCCUGAAUCUUACAAAAAAUUCUUUCUCCGGAACUUUACCAGAUUUUUCCCCAUUGAAAUCCUUGCAGAUUCUUGAUGUGACGAACAAUAACUUCACAGGUGAAUUUCCUGCUUCUGUUGGUAAUUUAGCUGAGCUGAUUUCCCUCAACCUUGCCGGUAAUCCAUUCAGUCCAGGAAAAAUAACCCAGCAGCUCAUGAAUUUGGAGAAACUCGAGGUGCUAUACUUGGCCGACUGCAAUUUGGUAGGUGAAAUCCCUAGUUUUAUUUUUAAUUUCACAGAUCUAGUUCUUCUGGAUCUCUCUUCCAACUCUCUGGAGGGAUCUAUUCCAAAGUUGGUUUCCAAACUCAGUAAACUCUACCAACUAGAGCUGUUUGACAACAUUCUUACUGGAAAUAUACCCCCAGAGCUAGGAAAUCUCACAGCACUAAAAUAUUUUGAUGCAUCAAAUAACACGUUGAGUGGAAAUCUUCCAGAAGAGGUUGGAAAUUUGAGAAACUUAGUUUCAUUUCAGGUCUACAUGAACCAGCUUUCUGGUCAAAUCCCUGAAACCUUAGGUGACUUUCCAUAUCUUGAAGGCUUGUCACUGUAUAUGAACAAUUUCACUGGACAACUACCACAGAAGCUUGGCAGCUUGUCAAAUUUCAACUUGAUUGAUGUUUCUGAGAACCAAUUCACUGGCCCACUACCAAAAGAUAUGUGUAGAGGAGGUAACCUGCAAUACUUUCUUGUUCUUCAUAAUCUUUUUACGGGAGAACUGCCCAAGUCUUAUGAAGAUUGCAAAAGUUUGAUACGUUUCAGGGUGAAUACCAAUAAUCUAACUGGUAAGGUACCCAAAGGAAUUUGGGGUUUGCCAAAUGCCAAGAUUAUUGAUCUUAGCUUCAAUAACUUUGAUGGUGAACUUGGUCCCGAGGUCAGCAAUGCAAAGAAGUUAACAGAAUUCUAUAUUAACAAUAAUCAAUUCUCAGGGCUCUUGGUGCCAGAGAUCGGAAUGGCCUCACAAUUAGUCAAAGUUGAAGUCCAGAAUAAUCAAUUUACAGGUUCAAUCCCACAAGAAAUCGGCAGUUUGAGAAAUUUGAAUGAACUGUAUUUGCAGGAAAAUAUGUUUGAGGGAUCCAUUCCGCCUGAAAUUGGUUUAUGCACUUCUUUGGUUGUUAUCAACCUUGCAGAAAACCAUUUGUAUGGAUUGAUUCCAGAGUCUUUGGGGUCCAUUGAAGGUCUGAAUUCGCUAAAUCUUUCAAAUAACCAUCUCCAUGGAUCAAUUCCAAAUAGCCUUGGUACAUUGAAGCUAAGCUUUGUUGACUUCUCCAACAACCAUUUAUCUGGCCCUGUUCCUAAUUCCUUAGUCAGCAACGUUAACAGUGAAAGCUUCUCAGGGAAUCCAGGGCUCUGUGUCAAAAGCUCUAGAAGUAAAAGUCAUCUACUUCAUACUUGUAAGGGUUCUCAUCUCACGAAAGAAUCCAGAAAAAUGAUAGUUAUAUCAGGGUUCAUUGUUGGAGCAGCAAUAUUAAUACUAGUGAUUGGUCUGGUACUUCUGUGGCAAAAAUGCCAUCAAAACCAAGAUGAAUCUAGGGAUAAAAGAAGAAGUACACGCUGGAAACUUAAAUCUUUUCAUAAAAUAAGUUUCACUGAGAAGGAUAUUUCUGAAGCUUUGCUGAAGGAAGAGAAUAUGAUUGGAAGUGGUGGAUCGGGCAAGGUUUAUCGUGUGGAUUUGCAAAAUAAUGUAACUGUUGCUGUAAAACGGCUUUGCCCAGUGGACAUUAACAGUAUCAAGCAAAAUGAUAUCAACAAACAGAUGAAUGCAGAAGUGGAUCUUUUAGGGAUGAUUCGGCACAAAAAUGUUGUGAAGCUCUAUUGUAGUUUAUCAAAUGGUAAGUCAAAUCUUUUGGUAUAUGAAUAUAUGGAGAAUGGAAACUUAUUUGAUGCUUUGCAUAAAGUCCAUACAGACAAGGCAUCAAAGGGAAGUGGUUUGCAUUUGGAUUGGCCAACAAGGUAUAAGAUUGCAGUAGGAGCAGCACAUGGAUUGGCAUAUCUUCAUCAUGAUUGCUUACCUGCAAUUGUUCACAGAGAUGUAAAAUCUACCAAUAUUUUGCUGGAUGACUAUUAUGAGGCAAGGAUUGCUGAUUUUGGUAUUGCAAAAUUUCUUCAAGCUGACAGAGGAAAGGAUCCCACCACAGCUUUUGCAGGCACCUAUGGCUACAUUGCUCCGGAAUAUGCAUAUUCUUCUGAGGUCACUGAGAAGAGUGACAUUUACAGUUUCGGUGUGGUUCUAUUGGAGCUUGUCACUGGAAAACAACCAGUUGAGCCAGAAUUUGGUGAUAAUAACAACAUAGUUUUCUGGAUUUCACAGAAAAUAUGUUCCCAGCAAGGUUCUUUUGAGGUUCUGGAUUCAAGGAUUUCUAAAUAUUUUGACGAAGAAAUGAUCAAGGUCUUGAAAAUUGCAGUGCGUUGUACAUUCAAACUCCCAAGACUACGGCCCACCAUGAGAGAAGUUGUACAAAUGUUGCUUGAAGCUGAUCCCUGCAGUAGUAGUAGUUCCAAGACAACCCAAAAGGAAGGAAAUCAAAAGAACGUAACCAUGGACUUUGGCAUGACUGUGAGACAAAGUUCUCAGCACAAACAUUGAAGAAAUAAGCAUUGAAUAAUCUCAGGCUGCAAACCACUAUUGCGGUUAGAGACAAAGAAUUAUAGUCAAGAGAUUGUCCACCGUCCUUAAAUGGAUAUGAUUACUAUAUUUCAUGGUGAGCUAAUGAUAAGGCUGAUCUGAGACCAAGUUGAAACUUUGCACUAGUGGAGCUAAUGGAUUUAGCUUCUAUGUAGAAUUCUUCGACUUAAUGUGUCCACCAAAAGUGCAAACCCCCUGGGGCAUGAUUGUAUUGGGUGUUUGUGGGUAAUUGGGAUUCAUUUGAUUCACCAGAGUUGCCCCCGAAAGCGGAAAUGUUGCAAAAUUCAUUGCCUUGGUGAAUGAAGAUUGAACAAAAUUUGAAACAAAAAUGGUGACUGCGUAGUAAUGUUGAAGAUAAUUGACUCUCUCUUUGAAGUGGGUUAAUGGUAUCUGUAAUAGCCACAUUGAAAAUUUUGAAGAGGAUUGAGUAUUGAGGCCAUGGAGGUUGCAUGCCAUAGCCAAUCACAAAACCAUGCUAGUGAAAUCUUGGGUGAUAAAUUCAUAGGCAGGUCAGCACAGUAGUUUAGGUUAUGGAGUGCAGAGCUCUGUUUUGGAUUGCAUGCUUGUUUGCCUAUGCAUUGCCCUGGAUAACAGGUGUUGAAGUUCUUACUCAGGAGGCUCAAAUUUUACUGGAAAUGAAGAAAAGUCUGAAGGAUCUUCACAAUGCGCUGAACGACUGGAGAGACUCCCUUGAUGCACCUUGCAACUGGAAUGGAAUUUGCUGCGACAAUACUACAGGUAUGGUCACUGAGAUCACAAUUGAAAACAAAUUUAUAAAUGGUCCUCUGUAUUUUAAUAUUUGCAAAUUGCAAAAUUUGAAGAAGCUUCAAUUGGGAAACAAUACGCUAUAUGGGACUUUACCCGCAGAUAUCAUGAACUGCACCAAGCUUCAGUCCUCGAAUCUCACAAAAAAUUCUUUCUCCGGAACUUUAUCAGAUUUCUCCCCAUUGAAAUCCUUGCAGAUUCUUGAUGUGACAAACAGUAACUUCACAGACGAAUUUCCUGCUGCUGUUGGUAAUUUAGCUGAGUUGACUUCUCUCAACCUUGCUGGCAAUCCAUUCAGUCCAGGGAAAAUACCCCAGCAGCUCAUGAAUUUGAAGAAACUCGAGGAGCUAUACUUGGCCGACUACAAUCUGGUAGGAGAAAUAGUUUUUUUUUUAAUUUCACAGCUCUAGUUCUUCUGGAUCUCUCUUCCAACUCUCUGGAGGGAUCUAUUCCAAAGAUGUUUUCCAAACUCAGUAAACUCUACCAACUAGAGCUGUAUGACAACAAUCUUGCUGGAAAUAUAUCCCCAGAACAUGUUGAGGAGAAACCUUUCAGAAGAGUUUGGAAAUUUGGAAAACAUAGUUUCUUUUGAGCUCAACAUGAACCAGGUUUUUGGUCAAAUUCCUGAAACCUUUGGCGACUUUCCAUAUCUUGAAGGCAUUUCAUCGUACAUGAACAAAUCCACAGGACAACUACCACAGAAGCUUGGCAGCUUGUCAAAUUUCAACUUGAUUGAUGUUUCUGAGAACCAGUUCACUGGCCCACUACCAAAAGAUAUGUGUAAGCAGUUAACCUGCAAUACUUUCUUGUUCUUCAUAAUCUUUUUACAGGAGAACUGUCCAAUUCUAUAUUUGUAAAAUAUUUUAUUUGGAGAUAUUACAACAUUCAAUCCUAUCUCAUUGUUUUAUUUAAA